AUGCUCCUCUUGGUUUUUUUAGCAUUAACAUGGCUCGCUUUGGUUGUAGCAGGUCCUUCAUCGUACGAGCCUAGGAUUAUACGGCAACUGCAACCCCGAAAACCUGAGCCUGAGCCGGCUUAUCCUCCUACUCUGGAAACUUUACGUUUAUCUCCAAUAGCUGGUGUUUUCCCGAGAACGUUUAUCGAUCCCACACGUACGGCUGAACAGAAAUCGAAACUUACAACCGCUUGGAACGAUGCAAAAUUACUGGUAGAAGCACAAACUAAUGUUAUUAACGGCUUUGACUACGACACACCGUAUCGAAAUUGGUUGGGCAAAGAUUGGAAUGCAAAGGGUGGUUCCAACCUAGAGUACCAGUCAAAAGUUAUCGCCGACAAACUUGACCGGCUUGCAGAGCUGUUCAGAGGAGAAGUUGAGAAUAACGAUGAAUUCAUCUGGUGGUGUAAAGACUGGGGCGGGAAUUACAAUCUCGAGGAUGAUGCCGGCGUCAUAAUGUUGCACGAUAUUUACCAUUACCAUGCAGUCUCCAAAGGAUCACUGACAGCAUUGGAUUAUAUUUUGACAGCCCGAGACUGCUUUGGAAGCAAGACGGAACACGCUUAUGUAAAUGCAGAAUCGUACACUUUGUGCACAUUGGCUAUCUAUCUCCAGCAGACUUUCCAGACUGCUGCUUCGCCUGGAGCUGAGCCGCUCUCACAUGAAGCGGAUUCAAAUCAAAACCCAGGUUUAAUCUCAGGUUUACCCCCGGAUACAUUCCCAGAUUCAACCCCAGGUUUACCCCAGGAUUUAACCCCAGAUUCAAUCCCAGGUUUACCCCCAGAUGCAAUCCCCGAUUCGAGUUCAGAUCCGGGCUUACAUCCGGGUUCAGAUUCGAAUUCACAUUCGGGUUCAGACUUGGGUCCAGACUUGGGUCCAGAUUUGGGUUCAGGGCGGGAAUGGGCUAGAUGA
Messenger RNA from Glarea lozoyensis ATCC 20868, 951 nucleotides. RefSeq names its product Metalloproteases (zincins), catalytic. The record is from RefSeq and is a predicted model, not a curated record. The transcript has 2 exons. NCBI's taxonomy places the organism in Eukaryota, Fungi, Ascomycota, Leotiomycetes, Helotiales, Helotiaceae. The coding region runs from base 1 to 951 and encodes 316 amino acids.